AUGAAAAAAUGAUUAUUUUCUACAAAUCAUAAAGAUAUUGGAAUUUUAUAUUUUAUUUUUGGUAUAUGAUCUGGAGUAUUAGGUUUAUCUAUAAGAUUAUUAAUUCGAAUAGAAUUAAGAAUCACUGGUAGAUUAAUUGGUAAUGAUCAAAUUUAUAAUAGUAUUGUUACUGCUCAUGCUUUUGUAAUAAUUUUUUUUAUAGUUAUACCCAUUAUAAUUGGUGGAUUUGGUAAUUGAUUAAUUCCUUUAAUAUUAGGAUCUCCUGAUAUAGCUUUUCCACGAAUAAAUAAUAUAAGAUUUUGAUUAUUAAUCCCAUCUUUAAUUUUAUUAUUAAUUAGAGGUUUAAUAAAUUCAGGAGUUGGUACAGGUUGAACUGUUUAUCCUCCUUUAUCGUUGAUAUUAGGUCAUAGAGGUGUAGCGGUAGAUUUUGCUAUUUUUUCAUUACAUUUAGCAGGUGUUUCUUCUAUUAUAGGAGCUAUUAAUUUUAUUAGUACUAUUUUUAAUAUACGAUCUUAUAAUAUUAAAAUAGAUCAAAUUUCAUUAUUAAUUUGAUCAGUUUUAAUUACUGCUAUUUUGUUAUUAUUAUCAUUACCUGUUUUAGCAGGAGCUAUUACUAUAUUAUUGACAGAUCGUAAUUUAAAUACUACUUUUUUUGAUUUUGCUGGUGGUGGAGAUCCUAUUUUAUAUCAACAUUUAUUUUGAUUUUUUGGUCAUCCAGAAGUUUAUAUUUUAAUUUUACCUGGUUUUGGUAUUAUUUCUCAUAUUGUUUAUAAUGAAAGGGGUAAAAAAGAAACUUUCGGUACUUUAGGUAUAAUUUAUGCUAUAAUAACUAUUGGAUUUUUAGGAUUUAUUGUUUGAGCUCAUCAUAUAUUUACUGUUGGUAUGGAUGUUGAUACUCGAGCUUAUUUUACUUCAGCAACUAUAAUUAUUGCUAUUCCUACUGGUAUUAAAGUUUUUAGUUGAUUAGCUACUUUAAGAGGAGUUAAUUUAAAAUAUAAUUUAAGUAUUUUAUGAUCUAUAGGUUUUAUUUUUUUAUUUACUUUAGGAGGAUUAACUGGAAUUUUGUUAUCUAAUUCAUCUGUUGAUAUUAUUUUGCAUGAUACUUAUUAUGUAGUAGCUCAUUUUCAUUAUGUUUUAUCUAUAGGAGCAGUAUUUGCUAUUUUAGCAGGUAUAAUUUUUUGGUUCCCUUUAUUUACAGGUUUAAUUUUAAAUGAUAAAUGAUUAAAAAUUCAUUUUUUUAUAAUUUUUUUAGGUGUAAAUUUAACUUUUUUUCCUCAACAUUAUUUAGGUUUAAGAGGGAUACCUCGUCGUUAUUCUGAUUAUCCUGAUAUAUAUUUAGGUUGAAAUUUAAUUUCUUCAUUAGGUUCUAUUAUAUCUUUAGUAAGUAUAAUUUUUUUUAUUUUUAUUUUAUGAGAAAGAUUAUUAAGUAAACGUUUAGUAAUUUAUAAUAAAUAUAUAAAUACUUCUAUUGAAUGAACUCAAUUAUAUCCUCCAAUAAAUCAUAGAUAUGAUCAAAUUCCUAUUGUUUAUUUAAAAUAA
Aphidius gifuensis is the source of this 1539-nucleotide messenger RNA. The record is from the annotation of a RefSeq genome assembly. NCBI's taxonomy places the organism in Eukaryota, Metazoa, Arthropoda, Insecta, Hymenoptera, Braconidae.